This is a messenger RNA of Danaus chrysippus (African queen), 1794 nucleotides long. The record is from the annotation of a GenBank genome assembly. NCBI's taxonomy places the organism in Eukaryota, Metazoa, Arthropoda, Insecta, Lepidoptera, Nymphalidae.
AUGCUGUUAGUCCACUUAUCGCUUCACACGGUUGAUGAGGGCCACGCAAUAAAUCCGAGUUGUACCUGCGUACGUUUCACGUCCACGCACGGCAAAGAAAGGGGAACUUUCAGCAGUCCGGAUUACCCUCGUCCUUACCCUCAGAACACAUGUUUACUUUACACGUUUCUUGCUGAAACUCACCAGAUUGUUGAACUUGUCUUCACGGACUUUGACAUUUAUAAGGAACACAUGGAUUGCAGCAAUGGAAACUAUCUAAAAGUAUACUCAGAGGCUGAAAUACACGGUCCCGGCCCUCCCGGUAUUAACGAAUUUUCAGUCUGGUCCAGGAUUCUAUGUGGAAAUCGAGCUGAAGCACCACCGCCGUUAUAUUCUCAUGGACCAAUAAUGAUAUUAGAAUUCCAAAGUGGAGAGAAACCUUCGAAUGCCUCUGGCUUUAUUGGAACAUACAGGUUUAUCGAUCGACGUAAUUUUGAAACGGAUGGUGUUAAAGUAUCGGGGACACAGUGUGAUUAUGUAUUUGCAUCGCAAGCAGAGCGUCCUAGUCAUGGACGACUGUAUAGUCCAAGAUAUCCUUCUAGUUAUCCUAAUAGCAUUAGAUGCAAUUAUCAUUUUAAUGCAAGGAAAAAUGAAAGAAUAAAAUUAGUUUUUGAAGAAUCAUAUCUACAAAAAGGUGAUGAAAGUUGUCUUAACCGUGGUGAUGUCAUCAAAGUUUUUGACGGAAGAAGUUCAGUAGCGCCAGUUAUUUCAAUGCUUUGUAAUGAAAUUGUAGGAUAUGAAAUCCUUUCAACGGGACCAGAGCUUCUAGUGCAAUUCACAUCAAAUACCAAAACACCCGGACAAGGAUUUAAAGCAAGUUACCAGUUUCUUGCGAAGGAUGCCUCUAGUGCAGCGUCAUCUUGUCAUCAAGUAUUCAGAUCUGAUAAGAGCAGAAGCGGCAAAUUGAUCUCGCCGUUAUACCCUUCGCCGUACCCUCAAAAGACGCAAUGUCAUUAUGACUUUCUCGCGAAAGGGCGGGAACGCGUGCGAUUAGUCUUUGAAGACUUUAAUCUACAACGAGCCAGCAGUAUUAGCGACUGUGAGAGUAUGGACUCAUUUGACGUCUUUUUGUAUGUGGACGGUCGACUCGAGAAAAUGGCGUCAUAUUGUGGCAAUGACGUACCGAAACCAAUAAUGUCGAAUGGUCCAAAGUUAUCCAUCGAGUUUAGGGGUAUAUAUUCGUCAAGAUACAGCAGAGGUUUUAAGAUAGCGUACUAUUUUGUUGAAGAUUAUGCAAUCGCUACGGGAAAGCAGCUUUUAGAGUAUCCAUGUGCCUUCGUAUAUAAUAUCACGGAUCGACGAAAAGGGGUUAUGACAUCACCAAAUUAUCCGGGUCUCUACCCUAGGGACACUGAGUGCAAUUACUUCUUCCACGCUCGAAAGAACGAGAGAGUGCAUCUUAAGUUCUCACACUUUGACGUUGAGGGAGUUGUACCAUGCGAAGCUGUCUCAGCGAGUGACUACGUGCAAUUCUCUAGUCAAAUGAUAGAUAUAGAUAGUAAAAGAUACUGUGGUCAAUUGAGAGAGCUGGAUGUUGUCUCGAAGAGUAAUUUCCUGAGAGUGACCUUCCGUUCCAACGACAGACUAGACGGAACUGGUUUUAAAGCUGAAUAUAUUUUUCUAAAGGACUCUGAAAUGCGCAGUGUCAAAUCUGAAAUGAAUGGUUCUGUUGGAUGUCACAUAAUAAAAAAUCAUCAAUGGAGAAACUUCUUUAGACUGUUGUUAGCUUUGAGCAUAGUUACAAUAGUAUUAUAG